This is a messenger RNA of Colletes gigas, 3830 nucleotides long. It is a transcript of the gene AlaRS, whose product is annotated as alanine--tRNA ligase, cytoplasmic. The record is from RefSeq and is a predicted model, not a curated record. The transcript is spliced from 15 exons. Gene Ontology annotation, biological process: alanyl-tRNA aminoacylation; tRNA modification. Gene Ontology annotation, molecular function: ATP binding; amino acid binding; nucleic acid binding. Bases 147 to 3722 code for a protein of 1191 amino acids. Gene Ontology annotation, cellular component: mitochondrion; cytoplasm. Lineage: Eukaryota; Metazoa; Arthropoda; Insecta; Hymenoptera; Colletidae.
GUUGUUUUUCCUUUCUCUUUUGAAAGACGUUAUCACCGCUGUUGUAUAGCCAGCUGUUUUGAUAUAAACUUAUAUAUCUAGGUUGAAUAAGCUUUAAUACAGCGUUACAAUUAAUAGGAAAGAGAAAGGAGAAAAUAAAAUUUAAUAUGACCAGCUCAAUGAAUGCCAAGGAAAUUCGACAAGCUUACAUUGACUUUUUUAAAAGUAAAGGUCAUGAAUAUGUUCACUCUAGUUCUACAAUACCUCAUGAUGAUCCAACACUGUUAUUUACAAAUGCUGGAAUGAAUCAGUUUAAACCAAUAUUUCUGGGAACAGUGGAUCCAAAUAGUGAUAUGGCAAAAUUUGUGAGAGUUGUUAAUACUCAAAAAUGUAUCAGAGCUGGAGGGAAGCACAAUGAUUUAGAUGAUGUUGGAAAGGAUGUUUAUCAUCAUACAUUUUUUGAAAUGAUGGGCAAUUGGUCUUUUGGAGAUUAUUUUAAAAAAGAAAUCUGUACUUGGGCCUGGGAAUUUUUAACAGUUAUAUUACAAUUAUCACCCAAUCAAUUGUAUGUAACUUAUUUUGGAGGAGAUGAGAAGAAUAAUUUAAAGCCUGAUGAAGAAUGUAAAAAUAUCUGGCUUUCUUUAGGAGUACCUCCUACACAUGUAUUACCAGGAAAUAUGAAAGACAAUUUUUGGGAAAUGGGAGAAACUGGACCAUGUGGACCCUGCAGUGAGUUACAUUAUGAUCGUAUUGGCAAUAGAGAAGCAGCUCAUUUAGUGAAUCAGGAUGAUCCAAAUGUUUUAGAAAUUUGGAAUCUUGUAUUUAUACAAUUUAAUAGAGAGUCUGAUGGAAAUCUGAGGUCAUUGCCAAAAAAACACAUUGAUUGUGGUUUAGGUUUGGAAAGAUUAGUCUCGGUUAUUCAGAAUAAACAUGCUAAUUAUGAUACAGAUUUAUUUGUACCGCUUUUCGAUGCAAUUCAGAAAAGCACAGGUGCACCACCUUAUCAAGGACGGGUGGGGUCAGAUGAUAAAGAUGGUAUAGAUAUGGCAUAUAGAGUUUUGGCAGAUCAUGCAAGAACUAUUACAAUUGCUCUUGCAGAUGGGGGUGUACCUGAUAAUACUGGCAGAGGGUAUGUACUAAGGCGAAUUUUAAGACGCGCUGUGCGUUAUGCGACAGAAAAAUUAAAUGCAAAACCCGGAGUUUUUGGAACAUUGGUGAACGUAGUUGUAGAGCUACUUGGUGAUGUUUUUCCAGAAGUAACUAAAGAUCCACAAUAUAUAACUGAUAUUAUUAACGAAGAAGAAAUCCAGUUCCUUAAGACCUUGUCACGAGGUCGUAAUUUAUUAAACCGAACUAUAACGAAAUUAGAAUCGUCGAGUAUUGUCCCAGGCGAUGUUGCAUGGCGGUUGUACGAUACAUACGGUUUUCCAGUUGAUUUAACACAACUUAUGACCGAAGAAAAGGGACUGAAAGUGGAUAUGGCAGGUUACGAAGAAGCAAGAAAAAAAGCUCAAAUCAUUUCUCAAAGCAAAAGCGGUGGUGUAGAUGAUCAAAUUAAUUUGGAUGUUCAUGCAAUUACUAAAUUACAAAAUGAAGGAGUCAAGCCUACUAAUGAUUUACCAAAAUACAAUUACACAGUUACCAACAAUAAGAUCUACGAGGAAUAUGAAUUUACGCCGUGUAUCGGUACUGUAAUUGCUCUUAGAUGUGCUAAGACGUUUGUCGAUGAAGUAUCGCCAGGAGAAGAAGUUGGAAUUUUAUUGGAUCAAACUAAUUUCUAUGCAGAGCAAGGUGGACAAAUAUACGAUGAAGGAUUCUUAGUAAAGGUUGAUGAUGAGGAAACUGAAGUUCGGAUAAAGAAUGUCCAAGUAAGAGGUGGUUAUGUCUUGCAUAUUGGUACUGUGGGACAAGGUACAUUAAAAAAGGGUGAUAAAGUGUACUUAAAUAUAGAUAUUACACGUAGGAGACUUGUAAUGAGCAAUCAUACCGCAACUCAUGCCCUUAAUUAUGCUCUCCGAAAAGUAUUGGGUACAGAAGUUGAUCAGAAAGGUUCUCUAGUUGCACCCGAUCGUCUUCGUUUUGAUUUUACGAAUAAAGGUGCCAUGACCGCGGAACAAGUGAAAGAAGUAGAAGAAAUUACAAACAAAAUGAUAAAAGAGAAGAAAAAGGUUUAUACUAAAGAAAGUAAUUUAGCAUUAGCAAAGACUAUUCAAGGUUUACGUGCUAUGUUUGAAGAAACGUAUCCUGAUCCUGUAAGAAUAGUUAGCAUAGGUAUACCAGUUGAAGAUUUGGAAAAAGAUCCUUUGAGCCCUGCUGCAAUGCAAACCAGUGUAGAAUUUUGUGGGGGAACGCACUUACAUUGCACAGAACACAUAGGAAAUUUUGUUAUAGCUAGCGAAGAAGCGAUUGCUAAAGGCGUUAGGCGCAUAGUUGCUCUCACUGGUUCUGAAGCUACAAAAUCUCAGAAGAAAGCAGCUGCAUUACAAAGUCAUUUAGAUAAACUUCAAAUGACUAUAACAGCUGAUAAAAGUGAUGUUAAUGCAAAAGAUUAUGUGAAAGAAAUCAUUGAAUUAACAGACGACAUCUCACGCGCCACGAUUUCAAGCUGGAGAAAGGACAAAAUGCGUAAAAUGUUAAAAGAUUUAAAAAAGACGCUUGAUAAUAAAGAACGCGCAGCAAAAGUUGCAAUCGCUAAUUCAGUGGUAGAUACCAUUCACCAAAUAAUUCAACAAAAUGUUGGAUGCCCGAUACUGGUUGAAGUUGUGCAAGCAUAUAGCAACACAAAGGCUUUAGAUUCUGCUCUGAAAAAGAUAAAAACUGUGUCUCCAGAAACAAGUGCAUUACUUGUAACUGUAGAUCCUGAUGUUAAGAAAAUUUUUGCACUUAGUGCAGUGUCUAAGUCCGCUAUAAAUAAAGGAUUGAAAGCAAAUGAAUGGAUCCAAGAAAUCGCUCCGCUUAUGGAAGGGAAAGGAGGUGGAAAACCUGAAUCUGCUCAAGCUACGGGUACAAAUAUCUCGUGUUUAAGUAAAUUAAUGCACAUGGCUAAGAACUUUGCCAAUUUGAAGCUUGGGAUUACAGAGAACGUUAUAAUUGAUAAACGCGAUGAAAAAUCUGUGUGUUCUAAAACUUCCAAUGAAAAAUUAAUACUUUUUGGUAAUACCGGAAGUAUCAAAUAUUACCGCGCACGAAUAGUAGCUAAGUAUAGUGGUAAGGAAUUGAUUACAUCGGAGUCUAAGAACGAUGGUGUAAUUUCUAGAGACAUAAGAUUACAAGGUAAUGGUUUCGAGUUAUUUGAUAGCAACGCGAUCGCAUUUUAUUUGGCAAAUAGUCAGCUAAGGUGUUCGAAAAAUUCUUUUACAUUCAGUGAAGUUUUACAAUGGUUAAGUUAUGCAGAUAACCAUAUUUUACCAGCUGUAUCUGGUUGGGUUGUUCCGUGUCUCGCAGAUAAUAUACCAAGUAAUAUGAGAGGGAAUAUUAAGACAUCUAAAGAGGAUCUCUAUUCUUCUUUGAAAAAACUAAAUGAUAUACUUCAGACAAAAACUUAUUUAGUUGGGGAAAGAAUUAGUCUUGCGGACAUAGCAAUUUUCACUGCUCUGAUUCCAUUAUAUGAGCAUGCCUUUGAUCCAGCAUGUAGGAAACAGUACACAAAUUUAAAUAGAUGGUUCCUUACUAUUUUAAAUCAACCACAAGUAACGUCAAUUAUAAAAGACUUUAAGCUGUGUGAAAAAACUGUGAAAUUCUAAAACAUUAUAUACCCCUUAAAUAAAUGGCUUUUGUAAUUGUUUUUAUUAAUUAAUAUUAUUAUAAAUAUACAGUAUAAUCAAUUAGAAUCGUCUUUGUAUUACAAGACA